This is a messenger RNA of Miscanthus lutarioriparius, 657 nucleotides long. Lineage: Eukaryota; Viridiplantae; Streptophyta; Magnoliopsida; Poales; Poaceae. The record is from the annotation of a GenBank genome assembly.
AUGAUGCGGCGGUUUGUGAACCUCGUGUCGCACAAGUGGUGCGGCCGCGUGGACAGCAGCAGCAGCAUCUACUCGCUGCACCGCCUCGACGUCGCCGACCACCUCUUCUACCCCUCCACGGCCGACGCCGAGAAGGCGAAAGCAGAAGCGGCGAACAAGGAGGAUGAAGGAGCAGCCAGCUGGCCACCGGCGAUACAGAUGCUGAGGCAGCUGCCCGCGCCGACCAUGACAUUCCAGGCGGCGUCCAGGGCUCUCCAGGUCGACGCCGACGUGCGGUUCUUCGCGCUGCUCAGCCCCCGCGACAGCGAGGGCCGGAUCAUCUUCCGCAACAAGCUGGGCCCUUCCAUCCUCUACGACGCCGACGCCAACUGCGUCACCGCCAUGCCCGUCCUCGCCGGCCAGCUGGGGGGCCACUCCAUCACAAUCUCCCUCGCCCACCCCGACGCCCCCGAGCUGCAGGACCUCUACGUCAUGCACUCCGACGCCAGUACGGAUUGGGACACCUGCUGCUUCGGCGUCCUCCGCUUCGGCGACCGCCACCCUGACGACACCAUCGACCUCCGCCGGAAGGCCUGGUGCUGGGACCCUCUCCCGGCGCCGCCGCUGGGCCCGUGCACCCGCAUAUGCUCCCAUGCGGUGUGUUACGAUCCUGGAUAA